Gadus macrocephalus (Pacific cod) is the source of this 1926-nucleotide messenger RNA. RefSeq names its product iodotyrosine deiodinase (gene iyd). The transcript is spliced from 5 exons. Lineage: Eukaryota; Metazoa; Chordata; Actinopteri; Gadiformes; Gadidae. The coding region runs from base 87 to 977 and encodes 296 amino acids. Gene Ontology annotation, molecular function: oxidoreductase activity. The record is from RefSeq and is a predicted model, not a curated record.
GAUCCUUGAAGCACCCUUGCAUUUCGCACGCAUUCCAGACAAAGCAGCGAUCUCGCACGCCGGGAGGGUACUUUCCUGGAGUAUAAAUGGCGUUUAUGUCUGGAUUCACGCCCUAUUUUAUUGCCGUCUUUUGUGUUUUAAUAGUUUGUUUUUGGAUACAGUUACAAAGAGAGAAGAAAACAAAGGAAUUGAAAGGAGAAUCGGACUCCACCAGCAAAGCGAAGCCAUGGGUCGAUCAGGAUUUGCAGGAUGACACCGAAAUACCAUCACCCAAUCAGGGAGAUGAUGAAGAGGACGAUCCCGGGUCAGAGCUGGACCUUCCUCAUGUGCCCUAUGCACCGCCCCGGUACGCGGUGGACUCCAUGCUGGAGAGAUCCCGGGACUUUUACACUCUCCUGAACCAGAGGAGGUCUGUCCGCUUCAUCAGCCCGGAGCCGGUUCCUCGCGAGGUCAUCGAUAACGUGAUCCGGACCGCAGGCACCGCUCCGAGUGGGGCGCACACUGAGCCCUGGACCUUCGUCGUGGUGUCCGACCCCGACACCAAGCACGCCAUCAGGACCAUAGUGGAGGAGGAGGAGGAGGUGAACUACCGUCAGAGGAUGGGGAACAAGUGGGUCAAAGAUCUGGCCAAGAUCAGAACUACCUGGGUGAAGGAAUACUUGGAUGUGGCGCCAUAUUUAUUGCUGAUAUUCAAACAGACGUAUGGCAUUGGAACUGGGGGCAAAAGGAAGACGCACUACUACAAUGAAAUCAGUGUCUCUAUCUCUUGUGGAAUGUUAUUGGCAGCACUACAGAACGUGGGUCUCGUGACGGUGACGUCCACACCACUCAACUGUGGACCGCGGCUGAGAGUUAUCCUUCAGCGCCCGACCAAUGAGAAGCUGUUGAUGCUGCUGCCCAUCGGAUACCCCUCCGACGAGGCCACCGUGCCGGAUCUGAAGCGCAAGCCCUUGGAUGACAUCAUGGUUCACAUUUGAUGCAUUGUCGUCAACUCGGGCUUUGACUCCGAAACUUCGUCAUUCAAAUAUAAUUUGAAUAUCAAAAAAUAAAUCAAAAUUCGAAAACGAAUAUUAGGCAGCCCUUAAUGUUCGAACCUGUUAUGGGCAGGCCAAGAGGGAGAGACGUCGGAGAACCCGACGCAGUCUAUUCAUAAUAUUGUAAUGACCAUGGAAGAGGCAGUGAAUGAAGUAUUGAUUAGACAGCGAUUUAUUAUAAAACUAAUAAGCCGUUUGAACAUGCAAGACCGGUAACCAUAGCAAGGCGGUAAACAAACCUUGCGAAGCCCCAUCCAGGUCUUACUGAAGGCAUUUAAUGGUCAAAAUAUUAUUAAUAAAUAUUCGAAUGUAUUCGAAUAUUAUUAAACAAACAAACUUCGAAUAUGAUUUUUGGCCAAAAGUCAAAGCCCUAUUGUCAAUACAUCUCUUUAUCUACUCCACUUAAUGAUAAGAGACGUGCUGAGCAUAAUGUGCUAAAUAGCAUCAGCAUUAUCAUUUUGCUGCAUGAUAUAGGAGUCAAAGUAUAAAGUAAGAACAACUGAUAGGUGCUUCUUAGGUGUGCCUCUCUUCGUGCUUCUUGUUCUUUGUUGGUCCAACAUUUAUGUAUGGCGUAAGAUUUAAUAAGAUACGUUAAGAUUAUAUGAGAUGCAUUUUACUCAUCCAAGGUGGGACAUUUAUAGUAUUGACUUGAUGGUUGCAUUUUAUACUGGAGAAAAUAUGUGACAUUGUUCACAUAUUUUUUUAUGUAGAAGUCGCAAUAGAAGCUCGAUAGUUCAGAUUAAAUCAAUUCAAAAUUGAUUAGAGAAAUCUUUCUAUUAUGUCUCCAGUUAUUAUUUUUAUAUUUCAUGCAUUUCUUUGCAAAAGUCUGCCAAGGUACAACCUCAAAUUUGUUCAAUAUUAUUUGUUCUUUUAAUAAAACGGUCAAAUACUA